AUGUCUUUUAAAGGGCUAGGAAAGGCUGUGGUGAGAGCACCACAGUCAAUUAAGCAGAAGUUCAACAUGGGUGAACAAACUAGUGACAGUGUGUAUCUUGAGGCUGAACGUCGGUUUAAAGAAUUUGAGACUGAUACCCAGAAGUUAAGUACUGAGUGUAAGAGAUAUUUUGGGGCAGUUAAUGGGAUGCUACAGCACCAAAUAGGGUUUGCUAAGGCAAUGGAAGAGCUUUUCAAGCCUAUUAAUAUGAGCUUGGACCCUUCCAAUAAUUCUAAUGAGGAUUCCUCAAAGGGUGUAAUUGCUGCGGAGCAGUAUUGUGAACUUGUUGCAGAGCUACAGGUGAUUUUGAAGCCAGACUUAGAACUUAUUGAAGAAAGAGUUAUCAAGCCUACCCAGGAAUUACAGAAGAUCAUCAACAACAUUCGUAAAAUGACAGUCAAACGUAACCAUAAGCAGAUAGAUUUGGACAGGCGUACAGCAGCUUACAAGAAAUAUGAGAACAAGAAGGAACGCAGUAUAAAGGAUGACGAGAAGAUGUAUAAAGCUGAGGCAGAGCUGGAAGUCGCACAGCAAGAGUACGACUAUUAUAACAAUAUGCUGAAGGAUGAAUUGCCUGCCUUAUUCAAACUUGAAAGUGAAAUGCUUGCUCCACUCUUUGUUUCUUUCUACUACAUGCAAUUGAACGUCUUCUACACCUUGUUCAACAAAUUAAAGGACAUGAACAUUCCUUACUUUGACCUCAAUAGCGAUAUUACCCAGCAGUUCCAUGCAAGACGUGGAAAUAUUGCCGAGACUGCAGAUUCGCUAAGAAUUACCAAUUUCAGAGUGGGCUACUCAAAAACAAAAUUGGAAAUGACUAGGCGCCAACAUACUUCUUCCUCACGCAGCUCAGACUCCUCAUCAGCCUCCCCAGCCCCCUACACAUCUAGCUACGGAAGCAGUAAUAGCCCAGCACCUCCCUAUGUCAACCCGGCUAGUAAUAUUUCGGCGGCUCCGACAGGACCACCAAGCUAUUCUCCGCUACCAAGUGCUCCUACAACAUAUACAACACCAUCAACCGCCCCAACCGUCGAAACAUGCACUGCUUUGUACGCUUUUAGCGCCCAGGAAAGCGGUGAUCUCUCCUUCCCUGCAAACGCAGUAAUUGAAGUCGAAGAUCGUAGUGACGCAGACGGCUGGUGGGUCGGCCGUUACAAUGGCACUCGAGGAAAUUUCCCAGCUAACUACGUUCGUCUCAACAAAAGCUAA
This is a messenger RNA of Eremothecium sinecaudum, 1248 nucleotides long. It is a transcript of the gene RVS167, whose product is annotated as amphiphysin. Gene Ontology annotation, biological process: actin cortical patch localization; endocytosis; plasma membrane tubulation. The coding region runs from base 1 to 1248 and encodes 415 amino acids. Gene Ontology annotation, cellular component: Rvs161p-Rvs167p complex; mating projection tip; medial cortex. Gene Ontology annotation, molecular function: protein binding; lipid binding. The transcript has a single exon. The record is from RefSeq and is a predicted model, not a curated record. Lineage: Eukaryota; Fungi; Ascomycota; Saccharomycetes; Saccharomycetales; Saccharomycetaceae.